Cryptococcus wingfieldii CBS 7118 is the source of this 408-nucleotide messenger RNA. Its product is annotated as 30S small subunit ribosomal protein S24e. The transcript has 4 exons. The record is from RefSeq and is a predicted model, not a curated record. Gene Ontology annotation, cellular component: ribosome. Gene Ontology annotation, biological process: translation. NCBI's taxonomy places the organism in Eukaryota, Fungi, Basidiomycota, Tremellomycetes, Tremellales, Cryptococcaceae. Bases 1 to 408 code for a protein of 135 amino acids. Gene Ontology annotation, molecular function: structural constituent of ribosome.
AUGGACCCCGAAGGCCCCGUUACCCUCCGAACCUCCAAGUUCAUCACCAACCGUCUCCUUAACCGACGUCAAUUCGUCCUCACCGUCCUCCACCCCACCCGCCCCAACGUCUCCCGAUCCGACCUCUCUGCCAAGCUCGCCGCGCUCUACAAGACCGAGAAGGACCAGGUCGUCGUUUUCGGCUUGAAGACCAAGUUCGGUGGUGGUUCCUCUACCGGUUUCGGUUUGAUCUACGAUGACGAGGAGAGCCAGAAGAAGUUUGAGCCCAAGCACAGGCUCGUGAGGGCUGGUCUUGCCGACAAGGUCGUCAAGCCUUCCAGGAAGCUCCGAAAGGAGAGGAAGAACCGAGCCAAGAAGCUCCGCGGAAAGGCCAAGGGAAAGGCUGCCGAGCCCGCCAAGAAGAAGUAA